This is a messenger RNA of Plasmodium knowlesi strain H, 1008 nucleotides long. Its product is annotated as CCR4 domain-containing protein 3, putative. Lineage: Eukaryota; Apicomplexa; Aconoidasida; Haemosporida; Plasmodiidae. Gene Ontology annotation, cellular component: CCR4-NOT complex; cytoplasm; nucleus. Bases 1 to 1008 code for a protein of 335 amino acids. Gene Ontology annotation, molecular function: poly(A)-specific ribonuclease activity. The transcript has 10 exons. The record is from RefSeq and is a predicted model, not a curated record. Gene Ontology annotation, biological process: nuclear-transcribed mRNA poly(A) tail shortening.
AUGGGGAUUAAAAUAAGAGUAGGCUCAUGGAACGUGUGCAAUGAUAUCUGGCACUCCGUUCGCAGAGCGACAGAGAGUAUAAUUUCCACGCGUUCUGGGUUCGAUUCCCGACUGAGGUUCCUGAGUGAAAGGUUUUCGCAUACCCCCUUCGACAUCAUGUGCCUGCAGGAGGUAUCCCCAGGGAUGAUCUCUAGUCUACAAAAAGAUUCUGCUUAUAAGAGCUUCACCUUGGUGGCGCCCCCGCAAAGUACCCUCACACCCAACGGCAACAACUGCUGUGUCUUAUUCAACAAAAAAUUCAAAUUGGUUGCCAAAAAAUAUUUCAAUCUGAGGGAAGCGGUGUCAACCCAUCUGGUGGGUUAUGCUCACCAGGGGGAAAGUGACAUAGAAGAUGCAUUCAUUAAGGAGCUCAGAAUGAGGAACAGUAUGGCCACGAUGCUUCUCCUGGAGCUUCCCCAAACAAAAACCCUUCUAACUGUUUGUAACUGCCACAUACACUGGAAUCCAGCAUAUGCCGACGUGAAGGUGUUCCACACCUUCCUCAUUGUUAAGGAGCUUUUCCAGUUUGUUCGCAAUGCUCUAGAACGUUUUCCCUUUGUCCCUCUGCUGCUGAUGGGGGAUUUCAACUCCACUCCCAGUUUGAAUAGUCAAGGAUCCCCUUCGGAUGACCAACUCAGCGGAGUAUACGAACUUAUAAGCAAGGGAAGACUGUCCAUGAAGCACCCCCACCAUCCGGCACAGCUUCGGAAGGAUGAAGCCUUUCAAAAGUACCCCGACCUCUGCGUAGAUCCGUUCCAAAGCGCAUUUAAGGAGGUCAAUGGUGCCGAACCUGCAUUCACGAACAAAACGACAACGUUUUCUGGGUGUAUAGAUUAUAUAUUUUUUAAAGGGCUUAUCCCCCUGUCAGCCGAAACUGUUCCUGGAGACUUGAGAAAAAGUGAAGUGCUUCCCAAUGGAAAAGUACCCUCGGAUCAUCUCCUUCUUAUGUCUGAAUUUUUCCUCGUUUAA